Molecule: messenger RNA, 1084 nt
Organism: Chlorella variabilis
Lineage: Eukaryota; Viridiplantae; Chlorophyta; Trebouxiophyceae; Chlorellales; Chlorellaceae
Exons: 6
Coding region: 1-858 (285 amino acids)
Biological process (GO): photosynthesis, light harvesting in photosystem I; response to light stimulus
Cellular component (GO): chloroplast thylakoid membrane; plastoglobule
Source: RefSeq, a predicted model, not a curated record
AUGGCCUCCGCUCUGAAGAUUCAGGCCGUGUUCGGCAAGGCGAAGGCCGCCCCCAAGAAGGCUGCGGCCAAGAAGAGCGGCACCGCCUCCACCAGCGGUGGCUGGUUGGGCAGCGGGUCAAAGACCAUCAACCUGGACAAGUGGUAUGGCCCCGACCGCGCCCUGUUCCUGCCCGGCGGCCUGAUGGCGCGCGACGAGAUCAACCCGCUGCUCAACGGCACCCUGCCCGGCGACUACGGCUACGACCCGCUGGGCCUGGCCAAGGACGCCGAGACCCUGAGCAAGUACCAGGCCAACGAGCUGCUGCACGCGCGGUGGGCCAUGCUGGCGGCCGCUGGCGCCAUCAUCCCCGAGGGCCUGGCCGCCAACGGCGCCGACGUCAAGGGCGCCACCUGGUUCGAGACGGGCGCGGCCAUGCUCAACGGCGGCACCCUCAACUGGUUUGCCGUGCCCAUCGCCAACAUCUCCAACCCGCUGCCCCUGUUUGUGGUGGUGGCGGCCAACGUGGCGCUGAUGGGCGCCGCGGAGAACUACCGCCGCACCGGCGAGGGCCCCGCCGGCUACAGCCCCGGCGUCGGCAAGUUUGACGAGUCCGCCUACGACUCCAUGGACUCCCUGUACCCAGGCGGCCCCUUCGACCCCCUGGGCCUGGCCGACGACCCCGAGGUGCUGGCCGAGCUCAAGGUCAAGGAGAUCAAGAACGGCCGCCUGGCCAUGGUCUCCUUCCUGGGCUUCGCCGUGCAGGCCGCCGUCACCGGCGAGGGCCCUUACGCCAACUGGAGCAAGCAUGUGGCAGAUCCCUUUGGCUACAAUCUGCUGACCAUCCUGGCUGGCGAGGACCGCGCGCCCACCCUCUAGAUGCCGCACCCCCGCUUGGUCCGCCGGCGCCCGCUUGAUGGCGGCGCAGGUGUUGUAGCUUUUAGCUUGUCUCCCUUUGUUCUGCUUGUGCUUUCAGCAUUUGGUUUGGUGCCCCGCCACUCGUCCCCAGAGAGGAUAAUUUUCAACUCCCACCUCGACACGAUUAUACUCGCAUCCACCCCCAGCCGCGUAUGCGCGCUGUAACACCACAGUAACCGUUCUUUGC